AUGUUGGCUCUAAGGUUAUUACUUCUGGUUGUUUUGGUAUCAGUUGCCAAUGCCUUAUUAUCCCUUCCUGUACAGCCCGCUUGUCCUCCAUCCCAAAAGAUUACAAAAGUACGAGUGACCGUGAAUUACAAUGGAACACCAGGACGUAAACGUUCAACCACUACUACCACUACUGCAGCUACUACCAUUACUGGAGCUACUAAUACUACUGCAGCAAACAGUACAACAUCAACGACAACAACAGCUACAAACACUACAGCAGCAGCAUCAGCUGCUCGUCGGUUAGCACGUAGUCGGCGCAAUGGAGCGCAAAGCGUACUAACGCCGCACAGCGUACUAACGCCGCACAGCGUACUAACGCCGCAAAGCGUACUAACGGCGCAAAGCGAAGAAGUAGCGGCAACAGAGCCAACAGCGGUAACAGAGUCAGAAACAGAUCUCUCCGAAGCAACAGAAAUGGAAAUACACGCAGCAGAAAAGCCGCUAGAGGCGCAAGUGCACGUCGACUUGGCAGACAGCGACUUGGUAGACGGCGACUUGGUAGACGGCGACUAG
Bactrocera oleae (olive fruit fly) is the source of this 555-nucleotide messenger RNA. The record is from RefSeq and is a predicted model, not a curated record. Lineage: Eukaryota; Metazoa; Arthropoda; Insecta; Diptera; Tephritidae.